Carassius carassius (crucian carp) is the source of this 2337-nucleotide messenger RNA. Its product is annotated as sodium-dependent neutral amino acid transporter B(0)AT2-like. The coding region runs from base 256 to 2289 and encodes 677 amino acids. The transcript is spliced from 12 exons. The record is from RefSeq and is a predicted model, not a curated record. Lineage: Eukaryota; Metazoa; Chordata; Actinopteri; Cypriniformes; Cyprinidae. Gene Ontology annotation, biological process: sodium ion transmembrane transport. Gene Ontology annotation, cellular component: membrane.
AUAAACACCAUAGAAAUGAGCUUUCUUUUCGAUGUUGAAACAUAUGAAUUUUAAAAUGCAGAUGAGCGUUUAGUCCCGACGCAUUUUAUAGUUUUAUUGGUCUUUGGGGUCUUGGCAUUUCAUGAAUUAGAAGUGUUUAAAACUGAAAAUGUAUUUGAUUUGUGUCUGAUCUUCAGAGGACGAGGAGGUUUUCAUAGAGGAGUCUACUACCUUAUCAAUCCUCAAAGAGGCAAACAGCGUCUAUUUCUCUCUCAGAUGAUGUCAGAGAAGCCGCCGUUGCCUGUGGACGGCCAGCGGGACGCGUCUGAAGCAGGUUUAGGGGUCGUGCAGGAAGUCAUGCAGGAAGUGGCCCGAGACGGCUGGGACAGUAAGGUGGAAUACUUCCUCGCUCAGCUGGGAUUCAGUGUGGGAUUGGGAAAUGUUUGGAGGUUCCCGUACCUUUGCCACCAGAACGGAGGAGGAGCGUUCAUCUUGCUGUAUGUGCUGUUGAUGGGGCUGGUCGGCGUGCCGUUGUUUUUUCUGGAGCUGGCGGCGGGUCAGAGCAUCAGACAGGGCAGCAUCGGCGUCUGGAGGCACAUUUCUCCUAAAUUUGUUGGCAUUGGCUACUCCAGCUGUGUGGUGUGUUUCUUUGUAGCUCUGUAUUAUAACGUCAUCAUUGGUUGGAGUAUUUUUUACUUGGGAAGUUCCUUCCAGUAUCCUUUACCUUGGGAAAACUGUCCAACAGAAGGGAAUGGCACCGUGAAGGAAUGUGCCGCCAGCUCUCCCACGGUGUAUUUCUGGUACCGUAAAGCUCUGGAUAUCACAGAUUCCAUUGAUGAAACAGGAGAGUUUAACCCCAUCAUCACUGUAUGUCUGCUGGCCGCUUGGGUCAUCGUUUGUCUGGCCAUGUACAAGGGCAUCAAAUCGACCGGCAAGGUGAUGUAUUUCUCCUCCGUGUUUCCAUACGUUGUGCUGUUGUGUUUCCUGAUCAGAGGCAUGACGCUGGACGGGGCGUCCGAGGGCAUUAAAUUCAUGUUUUACCCCAGGCUGGAGAUCUGGGCUGAUGUUCAGGUGUGGCGUCAGGCAGCGACUCAGGUCUUCUUCGCUCUGGGUUUGGGUUUCGGUUCUGUGAUCGCAUAUUCUUCCUUCAACCCGCGGAACAACAACUGCCAUCGAGACGCGUUCACCGUGUCUGCAGUCAACUUCAUGACGUCUGUUCUGGCCUCGCUGGUGGUGUUUGCAGUGCUAGGCUUCAGAGCCAAAACGAUUGCCACAGAGUGUGUUAAACGUAACGUGAAGGCCGUGUUUGAAGCGAUGUCCAGCACUCAUCUCCCUGACCUCCUCAUCAAUGCAUCAGAUGUGGAGAGCGUCUCAUUGAACGAGUAUGAGCACUGGUACAGGACUCAGGGCCAGCAGCUGAGUAACCCCGGGUACAACAUCACCGCCUGCAGCCUGGAGGAUGAGCUGAAACAGGGUGUGGAGGGAACUGGUUUAGCAUUCAUAGCGUUCACUGAAGCCAUGACGCUGUUUCCUGGGAGUCCGUUCUGGUCGGCGCUGUUCUUCCUCAUGCUGCUCAAUCUGGGUUUGUCCACCAUGUUCGGCACCAUGGCAGGAAUACUGACCCCGCUGACGGACACCUUUGAGACCCUGCGUAACCACAAACUCCUCUUUACAGCAUGCAGCUGUGCGCUGGGCUUUCUGAUCGGUCUCACAUUCACUCAGCGCUGUGGAAACUACUUUGUGACAAUGUUUGAUGACUAUUCCGCCACACUUCCCCUCAUCAUCGUGGUCAUCUUUCAGACCUUGAGCGUGGCCUGGGUUUAUGGAGCAGACAGGUUUUUGGAGGACCUGAGGCAGAUGUUGGAUCGACCGGUUCCGGUGGUGUAUAAGUACUUGUGGAAAUACGUGUGUCCGGCUGCUAUGCUGGGGCUCUUGGGUGCCAGUCUACUAAAAAUGAUCUUAGAGCGUCCCACAUACACCGCCUGGAACAGAGAAAAGGCGUCUAAAGAAAAUCUGCCUUAUCAUGACUGGGCUCUUGCUGUCCUGAGCACGCUCAUCAUUGUCGCCUUUCUUCCUGUUCCUAUCGGAUUCAUUCAUUCCCUUGUCCUGGAGCGGCUCGGCCAGUCGCCGUCAGACGCUGAGGUGGGAUACAUGCCGUGUGCCAGCACAGACAUAGACCUGACCCCUCUCGGCACCUUACCUCCUUCAGGAGAUGACCCCAAUCCAUUUCCCCCUUUGCUUCAUGAAAACCAUGACUCUCGAUUGCCGAACGGCCACAUUGAACACUUCGAAUCAAGUUCUGAUUUAUGAGAAGAAACUACGUUAAGAGUUUACAAACAUCUAAGGAAGGAUCUAUUU